AUGUUCACAUCUGCUCGGCGCUGGCUGCGCAACAAUCGUACGCCCAUUGCUGUCGGCGUGGGCGUCAUCGGUGCCGGUUACGUCGCGACGCAAUAUGUCAUCGCAAAGCUUAAUGAUGCCCGCGAGCGCAUGAGCAGCGACCGCAUCGCCAAGGAGAAUCUGCGACGUCGCUUCGAACAGAAUCAGGAGGACUGCACAUUCACCGUCCUGGCUCUCCUGCCCUCCGCCACGACUGCCAUUCUCGAAGCCAUGAACACGGAGCAGAUCACAUUUGAGAUCCAGCAGAUGAAAGCCACCAAGGCUAUAAAGAACGGUGGCCCCGAAUCUGCACCCCCGCCCAGCAUCGCAGAUACUACAUUGACAGAGGACGAUGGGAAGAGCAUGGCUGGCCAAAGCGAGAGCGGUGCACAGUCCAGCCAGGCCCCUACAUCUUCGCCAUUCAACGCCUGCGGCGAAGCGAACAAGGAAGCACCGAAGCCUCGCAAGACGAAGCGACAACUAUGGGAUGACGUGACCAUCAGCGGCGAGUAA
Molecule: messenger RNA, 531 nt
Organism: Fusarium musae
Lineage: Eukaryota; Fungi; Ascomycota; Sordariomycetes; Hypocreales; Nectriaceae
Exons: 2
Coding region: 1-531 (176 amino acids)
Biological process (GO): protein import into peroxisome membrane
Cellular component (GO): peroxisomal membrane
Molecular function (GO): protein-macromolecule adaptor activity
Source: RefSeq, a predicted model, not a curated record